GCAUCCCCACCUCGGCGGCAUCCCCGUGCGCCCUCGCGAGCGCAGCCCCUCCGAGCCGGGGCGCCCGGGAAGAUGGAUCCGGGGACCCGGGCCCGCUCGGGUGCCCCGCAGCCGGCCGCCCCGGGGCUGUGCAGGGCUCGGCCGGCGGGCGGCGGGGGCGCCUCCUCCUGGCUGCCGCUGGACGGGAACAGCUGGCUGCUGUGCUAUGGCUUCCUCUACCUGGCGCUCUACGCUCAGGUGUCCCAGUCCAAGCCCUGCGAGAGGACUGGCUCCUGCUUUUCUGGGCGCUGUGUCAACUCCACCUGCCUGUGCGACCCGGGCUGGGUGGGGGACCAGUGCCAGCACUGCCAGGGCAGGUUCAAGUUAACAGAACCUUCUGGAUACUUAACAGAUGGCCCAAUUAACUAUAAAUAUAAAACUAAGUGUACAUGGCUAAUUGAAGGCUAUCCAAAUGCAGUGUUAAGGUUAAGGUUCAAUCAUUUUGCUACAGAGUGCAGCUGGGACCAUAUGUACGUCUAUGACGGGGACUCAAUCUAUGCACCGUUAGUAGCUGUUCUUAGUGGCCUGAUCGUCCCUGAAGUAAGGGGCAACGAGACGGUGCCCGAGGUUGUCACAACGUCUGGCUACGCGCUGCUACACUUUUUUAGUGAUGCUGCGUAUAAUCUAACUGGAUUCAACAUUUUUUAUUCAAUCAAUUCUUGUCCUAACAAUUGCUCUGGUCACGGGAAGUGUACAACGAGUGUGUCUGCGGCAAGCCAAGUGUACUGUGAGUGUGAUAAGUACUGGAAAGGGGAGGCCUGCGACAUCCCUUACUGCAAAGCCAACUGCGGCAGCCCCGACCACGGCUACUGCGACCUCACAGGAGAAAAGCUCUGCGUCUGCAACGACAGUUGGCAAGGUCCAGAUUGUUCUCUGAAUGUCCCUUCUACCGAGUCUUACUGGAUUUUGCCCAAUGUUAAGCCCUUCAGCCCCUCUGUGGGUCGGGCUUCCCAUAAAGCAGUUUUACACGGGAAAUCUAUGUGGGUGAUUGGAGGGUAUACGUUUAACUACAGUUCUUUUCAAAUGGUUCUGAAUUACAAUUUAGAAAGCAGUAUAUGGAAUGUGGGCGCUGUAUCCAGGGGCCCUCUUCAGAGAUAUGGACAUUCUCUUGCUCUAUAUCAGGAAAACAUCUUUAUGUAUGGAGGCAGAAUCGAAACAACUGAUGGCAAUGUCACCGAUGAGCUGUGGGUCUUUAACAUCCACAGCCAGUCAUGGAGCACAAAAACCCCCACAGUUCUCGGACACGGCCAGCAGUAUGCCGUGGAGGGACAUUCAGCGCACAUCAUGGAGCUGGACAGCAGAGAUGUUGUCAUGAUCGUGAUAUUCGGCUACUCCGCGAUAUAUGGCUAUACCAGCAGCAUACAGGAAUACCACAUCUCAUCAAAUACUUGGCUGGUUCCGGAAACCAGAGGAGCUAUUGUACAAGGUGGAUAUGGCCACACAAGUGUGUAUGAUGAAGUAACCAAGUCCAUUUACGUCCACGGAGGCUAUAAAGCGUUACCAGGCAACAAGUACGGGCUGGUGGAUGACCUUUACAAGUAUGAAGUUAACACCAAGACUUGGACUAUUUUGAAAGAAAGUGGGUUUGCCCGAUACCUUCACUCAGCUGUUGUUAUCAAUGGAGCUAUGCUUGUUUUUGGAGGAAACACCCACAAUGACACUUCCCUGAGUAACGGUGCAAAAUGUUUUUCUGCCGAUUUCCUGGCAUAUGACAUAGCUUGUGAUGAAUGGAAAACAUUACCUAAACCGAAUCUUCACAGAGACGUCAAUAGAUUUGGGCAUUCUGCAGUUGUCAUCAAUGGGUCAAUGUAUGUAUUUGGUGGAUUUUCUAGCGUCCUCCUUAACGAUAUUCUUGUGUACAAGCCUCCAAACUGCAGAGCUUUCCGAGAGGAAGAGCUCUGUAGAAACGCCGGUCCAGGAAUAAAGUGUGUUUGGAAUAAGAAUCACUGUGAAUCUUGGGAGUCUGGGAACACAAAUAACAUUCUCAGAGCGAAGUGCCCUCCCCGGACAGCUGCUUCUGAUGACAAAUGUUAUAGAUAUGCAGAUUGUGCCAGCUGUACUGCCAAUACAAAUGGCUGCCAAUGGUGUGACGAUAAGAAAUGCAUUUCAGCAAAUAGUAACUGCAGCAUGUCUGUCAGAAACUACACCAAAUGUCAUGUAAGAAAUGAGCAGAUUUGUAACAAACUCACGAGCUGUAAAAGCUGUUCACUGAACUUGAAUUGCCAGUGGGAUCAGCGGCAGCAGGAGUGUCAGGCUUUGCCAGCUCACCUUUGCGGAGAAGGCUGGAAUCACGUUGGGGACGCUUGUCUUCGAAUCAAUUCCAGUCGAGAGAGCUAUGACAACGCGAAGCUUUACUGCUAUAAUCUGAGUGGGAAUCUCGCCUCCCUGACAACUUCCAAGGAGGUGGAAUUUGUGCUGGAUGAAAUACAGAAGUUCACACAGGAGACAGUGUCCCCUUGGGUGGGCUUACGCAAGAUCAACGUCUCCUACUGGGGAUGGGAGGACAUGUCUCCUUUCACAAACACGAGCCUGCAGUGGCUUCCGGGUGAGCCGAACGACUCUGGAUUCUGUGCCUACUUAGAAAGGGCUGCGGUGGCCGGGCUGAAGGCGAACCCCUGCACAUCCAUGGCAGAUGGCCUUGUCUGUGAGAAGCCUGUAGUAAGUCCAAAUCAAAAUGCAAGGCCGUGCAAGAAGCCGUGCUCCCUGAGGACCUCUUGCUCCAACUGCACCAGCAACGGCAUGGAGUGCAUGUGGUGCAGCAGCAGAAAGCGCUGCGUGGACUCCAACGCUUACAUCAUCUCGUUUCCGUACGGACAGUGCCUGGAGUGGCAGACUGCCACCUGCUCUCCUCAGAAUUGCUCUGGAUUGAGAACGUGUGGACAGUGCUUGGAGCAGCCUGGCUGUGGCUGGUGCAACGACCCCAGUAACACUGGGAGAGGGUACUGCACUGAAGGGUCUUCCCGGGGGCCCAUGAGACUGGGCGGCACGCACAGGAGCGACGUGGUUCUUGACACCAGCCUUUGCCCCAAGGACAAGGACUAUGAGUGGUCGUUUAUCCAGUGUCCAGCUUGCCAGUGUAACGGACACAGCACGUGCAUCAGUAACAACGUCUGUGAGCAGUGUAAGAACCUCACCACUGGGCAGCAGUGUCAGGAGUGCAUGCCAGGGUAUUAUGGAGACCCGACCAAUGGCGGGCAGUGCACAGCUUGCACGUGCAGUGGCCAUGCAAAUGUUUGUCAUCUGAACACAGGAAAGUGUUUCUGCACGACCAAAGGAAUAAAAGGUGACCAAUGCCAAUUAUGUGACUCUGAAAAUCGCUAUGUUGGUAACCCACUCAGGGGGACAUGUUAUUACAGUCUUCUGAUUGACUACCAGUUUACCUUCAGCCUUCUCCAGGAAGAUGAUCGCCACCACACCGCCAUCAACUUCAUAGCCAACCCAGAGCAGUCAAACAAGAAUUUGGACAUUUCAAUCAAUGCUUCCAACAACUUUAAUCUCAACAUUACGUGGUCAGUUGGCUCAACAGGUGGGACAAUAUCUGGAGAAGAGACUCCAAUAGUCUCUAAGACAAAUAUAAAGGAAUACAGAGAUAGCUUUUCCUACGAGAAAUUCAACUUCAAGAGCAACCCUAAUAUCACGUUUUAUGUGUAUGUCAGCAACUUUUCCUGGCCUAUUAAAAUCCAGAUUGCGUUUUCACAACACAAUACAAUCAUGGAUCUUGUGCAGUUUUUUGUCACCUUCUUCAGUUGUUUUUUGUCCUUACUGCUGGUGGCUGCUGUGGUCUGGAAGAUCAAACAAACGUGCUGGGCUUCUCGACGGAGAGAGCAACUGCUUCGAGAACGACAGCAGAUGGCCAGCCGUCCCUUUGCUUCUGUUGAUGUGGCACUGGAAAUAGGAGCCGAGCAGACAGACUUCCUGCGAGGGCCGUUAGAGGGCGCACCUAAGCCAAUAGCCAUCGAACCCUGUGCUGGGAACAGAGCUGCUGUCCUGACCGUGUUUCUCUGUCUACCGAGAGGGUCAUCGGGUGCCCCACCCCCUGGGCAGUCAGGCCUUGCUAUUGCCAGCGCCCUGGUAGACAUUUCGCAGCAGAAGCCUUCCGACAACAAAGACAAGCCUUCCGGAGUCCGCAACCGGAAGCACCUCUCCACGCGCCAAGGAACUUGUGUCUGAGAAUGGGGACCGCGUGCAUGCCAUGUGCCGGUUUACUUCACAAUGGCUUCCGUUAAAGCUGUUCUGUGGCCUUGGGUCUUACAGGGGAUAGUGGCCUAGGACCCAGGGCCCAGGCACAGUUCCCUCUAAGUGGGCAAUGUCCCAAGUGGGCCAGAGAG
Messenger RNA from Acomys russatus (golden spiny mouse), 4367 nucleotides. It is a transcript of the gene Atrnl1, whose product is annotated as attractin like 1. The coding region runs from base 73 to 4209 and encodes 1378 amino acids. Lineage: Eukaryota; Metazoa; Chordata; Mammalia; Rodentia; Muridae. Gene Ontology annotation, molecular function: protein binding. The transcript is spliced from 29 exons. The record is from RefSeq and is a predicted model, not a curated record. Gene Ontology annotation, cellular component: Golgi apparatus.